AUUGUCAAAGAGAAAGAAGGAAACUGUAUUCAUCCGAAUUGCCCAAUGGGGACCGAGGCUGGAGCAAUUGCAGAGCGAAACUCCAUGGAAGCACUAGCGAAGCUCGAAUACCGCCAGACUCUAAUCAUCAAUCGAAUUUCGAAGCUCGAGCUCGCUUAUCUUCCAAAUCUCGACUCGGAACCUUCUCCUAUUUCCUCUGACAAGGCAGAUGGCGACACCGUGUCUCGACUCUCCACCAUUCUUCGAACCAACGCUGUCAAUGACUUCUCCUUCAACAGGGUUCCCUCUGAUUACUACGAUUGGUCUCUCGAAGCCCGACGGGACGUUCUUAAUGCCGCUUCGGUGGACCAUCUUUGCAAGAGCAUUGUUCUGGUAAAUACUCAAGCCCAAUCCCAUGUCGUUGAUUGCAGUAACCGCAACAAUUCAAAAUACUAUGUUGUUGUUGUUCAGUAUUCUGCUAAAUUCAAUGCUGAAACUGUUAGAAGCUUCCUGUAUUCACUCAACGAUGGAAAGAUACCAAAAAAGAAAUUCAACUUGAGACUUGCUCCAGAGGAGAUAUCUGCAGAGCUAACUGGAUAUGUGCAUAAUGCAGUGACAUGCAUUGGCAUGAAAACGGAUAUCCCAGUGAUUUUGGACGAAGCGAUUGCGAAACUAAGUCCUGAUUAUUUUUGGCUGGGCGGUGGGGAAGUCGACCUGAAGUUAGGUAUCAGGACAUCAGAGUUCAUAAACUUUGUUAAACCCUUCAUUAUCAAGUGUAGCUAGAGAAUCAGUUUUCAGCCAGUUCGCCCCUGCCCAAGCUCAACGACGACUCAACACAACCGACUAAUACCAACAGGAUCAAGGUUUUUAGUAUCGUUCUAUUUAAAUUAUUUCUGCUUCUGAGGAUCAAUUGUUUGGAUGGAAGCAAGAACAGAAAAAAAACUAAAAAAGUUUCAGUGCUUAGAAAUGGGAUUCAGCUACUUAGAAUGGCGGAAGUUGUUACAAUCUAACCAUUUAAUAGGCAUUAAUGAUUUUGAUUAAAGGACCACUUUCAACUUCAGCAAUUCAUUAUAUGA
This is a messenger RNA of Cucurbita maxima (winter squash), 1055 nucleotides long. RefSeq lists its product as uncharacterized. NCBI's taxonomy places the organism in Eukaryota, Viridiplantae, Streptophyta, Magnoliopsida, Cucurbitales, Cucurbitaceae. The transcript has 5 exons. Gene Ontology annotation, molecular function: aminoacyl-tRNA deacylase activity. The record is from RefSeq and is a predicted model, not a curated record. Bases 46 to 762 code for a protein of 238 amino acids.